AUGUGCUAAUAAUGCCCUUAAAUUCUUUAGUAUUACAGUCUUAUUUAUGAUGAUUAGUAUGUAGCAAACGCAUUCUUAAAGAUUCCUCAAACGAACAUAAUGGUAAUAUCAACUGGUAGUUCACAUUAAAAUAAUAUGGGAUAAAGUUAACUAUAUUUCGUUGAUCUAAGUUCAGCUUCUGGAACAAUCAUUAAUCAAGUGAGGACUGAGUUUACUGUAAAUUAAAUGGAGUAUAUAGAAUAUUCAAGUUAAAUUCUUGUUUUAAGCUCUGGCAAAGUUAUUGUAGCAAACCCUAUUACAUUUUAAUCAAUACGAUAUCUUGAUAUAAAUAAUAUCGUAUCUAUUUUAGUAGUCCCUUAGACGAAAUAUGCCCUUCUUUUAAAUUAGUAUAAUAGAAUUUAUUUGUUUGAUACAUAAAAAGCUGAAAUAUAAAAAACUCUUGAUUACUAAUAUGAUUAUUAAACCAAAAACAGUUUAUAAUUUUAUUUUAAAAUGUAUGACUUUAAAUGUUCUAAAAACAAAAUAAUAAUUAUUUCUACUGUAAUUGGACUAACUGCUGCCAGUUUAGAUAUAAACACUCUAGAGUUAAAGUAUUUAGGCAUCAUUAAUCCUACAAAGUAAGAUUCCUCUAUUUAUACAAAUUAUAGACUAUUUGAUAAGCAUCCAAAUGAAGAUAUUAUCUUUGUGGCAGGCGUAAAAAUUUAAUUAAUAGGAUUAGAGAUUUUAGAUUUUGAAAGCGGAUAAUAUGUAGAAAAGUUUAACAUCAACCUAUAUAACGAGUAGCAAGAUUCUUAUUUUAGCUAUAUGUCAUAUACUUAAGUAAACAAUAAACCAGUAAUAAUUGCUUAAUCUGAUAAUUGGAUAUAUUUUGUUGAUAUUAUUAUAGAUGAUCAAUAUAAUAUGAAACCUAAUGUAUUCUGCCCAUAUAUUUCGUAUGAUACACCAUAUUCAUGGUAUAAAGUAGAGGGUACUACAUAAAUCUAUAUGGGAUAUCAAUGGAGUGUGUAAAUAUUAGACUAUUCAACCAGGACAUUUUCUUCUUAAUUAAUAAUAUAUACUGAUUUUCUUUCAAGAAGAUUUGCGUAUGAAGGAAUUGAUCAAACUUUUAUAUUAGUUCCAUAAAAUACUAAUCUUGUUUAUAAUAAAAUUGAAACUUUGCAAGAAAAAUUUUACUAAAAAAAUAAUAAAUUUUCUUACAGACUAUACUAGAAUAACAACAGCAUUUAUAGAGUAAGAGGAUGUGAAUUAUGCUUAUUUGCUAAGCUAAGAGACACUACUGAUUAUGUAACAACUAGUUUAAUCAUUCCUAUGGAUUUAACAGAUUAUCCUCAACCAAUUUAAAAUACUGGUAACCAUGAUAUUAAUUGGGAAGUUGUAGGAUUGACACUAGAUCCAUUUUACCAUGCAAAUUCUACAUGGAUGGUUUUAUCUUUUCCAGAUAAAUCUUUGUUGAAUUAGAAAAUUAAUGGUUUGUUUUAUCUGGUAAACGCUUAGAAUACUUCUUAGUUUUAUUUGCUUACUUCUCCUUUGUAAGAAGAUAAUUUUUAAAAUACUGGUUUUGCGUUGGCAACAAUCGAAGAUGAGAAUAAUCCAGAAAUAAUAGGUAUUGAUGAAUAGGGGAAAAUAUAUGCAUGGGAUUUAAAUUCUCCCAUUUAUUAGUUUAAAUAUAGUCUUUAGUUAGCUAAAUGUUUAAAAGUAUUCUUAGCAGAUAUAUUUUACUAUCAGUUAGUAAAAAAGCUAAUUGUUAUUUGUGGUGAUGGUUCUGUUUAUAGUUUCGAUCUUAAAACCUUACAUUAACAGUAUCUGAUGACUCUAGUUUCUAUUCCAAUUACUUUAAGAGCAUUUUCAAGAAUAUCUAUCAUAGCUGUCCCUGAUAAAGUAGUCAGCAUUACUUACCUUUUUAAGUAUAAUCCUCAGUCUAGCGAUUUUAGUUUAUUCAUGUCUUUAUAAUAAAGCUAAUAAAAAUCUGAUAUUUUACACAUAGAACUACUCAAAGACAAUACUUUAUGGAUAUAAUAUUUAUUUAGUUUUAUUUUUUAUCCUCUCUCAGAUUGUUUAAUAGAUCCAUCUAAUUGCACAAGUUGCUAAACUUUAUUCUAUUUUAAUGUAACAAAUUAAUAAGAACUAAAUACAUCAACUUAUGGAAAAGGAACUGAGCUUAUUCCUUUCACAACUUCAAAUAGCUUCAUCCAAGCUUUAUUAACAGCUUCUCAUUAUAAAGAUAUUGUUUCAAACUUGAUUAACAUUGAAAUUGAUAUAAUCUUAGACCCAUCAAAUACUAUAAUUUUAAAUGAAUAAUUUCUAGAUUUUUAAUUUUAAAAUAUGGUUACUUUGAAUAUUAAAAGUAAAUCAAGAUAGUUGGCACAAAUUUAAUAUGAUAAAUAAAUGAAAUUUACUAAUUACUUUUAAGUCAGCUUAUAAAAUAUACAAAUUAACUUCAUUAAUCAGUCUUGUGGGUUAUCAUUUUUAAAUAUAAUGAGUUAUGCUAAUAUUAUCAACCUUUAAUUAAUAUCUUCAAAUGAUAACUCAACAACUUGCUAAAAUAUUAUUACAGACAAUUCUUUUAUUUAAGUAUUUAACUAUACUCUUAAUGGAGAGAAUUUUAGGAACAACAAGUUUUUCAUUUCUACAAUAAAUAUAGAUAAAGUCAGUAUUUCUAAUUUAACUAUCAGUAACUCUAAAUUUGGGGAAUAGUUCAGUAUUUUAUCUCAGUAAACAAAUGUGCAAGCUUCUAUAUAAAAUUUAAUUUUGGAAAAUAACUAUUGUCUGAUUAAUUAAAAUAGCUAAAGUAAUGUACCUCUCUUUACAGCUGGUCAUUUUGAAGUCUCUAAUGUUUAAAUAUAAAAUAAUACUUUUUGUUAUAAUAAUAUUUUUUAAACAAUCACUUCAUUCAACCAUUCUAAUUAAACUUUUACAUUUAAAAAUAUUUAAAUGUCCAACAAUACAUUUUAUACCAAGACAAAUAAUAUCUUUUUUAAUUCGCUUUAUUCAAUAUUAUCUCAACCUAAUCACUAAUUAAUAGUUCAAGAUACCAUGUUUUACAAUAAUUCUCUUUAGAUUUAAUCAGCAUAAGACUUAGUUACAGCUUCAUUUUUCCAAACAAAUAAAAUUUAAAAUAUAAUAAUGAAUAGCAUAAAUUUAAUAAACCAUUAUAACAUCUCAGUUGGAAUAUUCGAAUACUCUUAGUUUGUUAAUAUUACAAAUUUUAACUGCUCAAAUUCAUAAAAUAUUAAUAAAAACCUAUUAAGCUAAGCUCAUUAAGGAUGCCUUUAAUUAAAUGAAGCUUUAAAUGUCUUCAUGAAAGACUUAGAUUUUAAUUAAAAAAUUGUAUAAGAUGCUUCUUUAAUUGAUAUAAAAAACGAUAAUUAUAAACAGUUAGUAUUCACUUUAUAUAUGGGAUUUUUUUAAAAUUUGUUUUUAAGCUAAAUAUAAUUGAAUUCCUAGGUGAAUCCAAUUCACAUAUAAAGUAGUUAUGAAGUAGAUAUAUAAAUAUCUAAUAUCACAUUUAAAAAUAAUUAACUUAGUAGUGUUGAAAACUCGCUAACAUAUUCUACGACUGGUAUAUGGAUUGAAAGUCUUGUAGGAAUAGUUAAUUUAUUAAAUAUGACUUUUGAAAAUAAUUUUAGUAAUUCAAGGUACAAUAAUAUUAGAGUUUAAAGUGAUCAACUUUCAAUAAUAAAUAGCACAUUUGCAAAAUCAUCGUUUAACUAUGGCAAAAGUAAUCAAAAUGAGCAGUAAUUUAACUAAUAUGGAGGUGUAAUUAAUGCUGCUAUAAACUAAUUGUAGGUGCUAAAUUCGAAUUUUAGUUAAUCUGUAGCUUAGAAGGGUUCUUUUUUUUACAUAUAGUCAUUUGGAUAAAAUUUGAUAAUGUAAUUUUCAAACAGCUAAUUUUCUGAGGGUUAUAGUUAUUUGGAUGGAGGAGCUAUUUCUGUAGAUUCAAAGGGAAAUUAAUUUAAUCUUUUAAUUUAAUAGUGUUAAUUUGAUAAUAUUUAUACAUUCAGUCCUUAAGCUUCCUCCAUUAGCAUAGAAUAUUAUAAUUAGAAGACAAAUUAAUCAACAAUCGAAAUUAUAGGAGGCGAAAUUACAAAUAUUAAAGGAAUUUAGGAUAACUUUUUUAUAAUAGGAUAAUAUUUAUCCAUAAAAAUUUAAAAUAUUUCUUAAAUUACAUAAUAAUACUUUGAAACGAUUUCACCCUAUUUUCAAAAAAUCUUAAAGAAUCCUGAAAGUCAAUAGUCAACAUUAUUGUCAAUUUUAAGCUCCUAAGUUACUAUAGAAAAUUCAAAUAUAUCAAAUUUAAAUAUAAAAAAUAAAAAUUCAAAAGCCCCUUUGCUCAUUUCAUCUUAAAAUUCAAAUAUUACUUUAAAAAAUACAUAAAUAUCUAAUUGUGAGUUUAAAGAAAACCUUAUUUAGCUAUCAUAAGGAUAAAUUACAAUAGAUAAUUCUACAUUUAAGGAAAUAAAUUUGACUAGUAGUCAAAGAAUAAUCUAAAAUAUUAUAAUAGAAAACCCACCAGAUAUAAGUUAAUCACUUAUCUCCUUAAUAAAUGCUAAGAUUUAAGUUUAAAAUAAUUCUCUAUUUUCUAAUAUAAAUUGUGCAAAUUGUAAUGGUGGGGUUUUUUACAUUUAAAACGGGUGUGUAAAUAUUAUAGAUUCUAUCUUUAGAUCAAUUUAAAGUAGUUUUGGAGGAGCUAUUUUUAUUAAUGGCUUAUAAGGAGAAAAUAUCCUCAUGAAAUCUCGAUUUGAAAAAGUUACUUCACUAUACGAUGGAGGUGUUAUAGCUAUAUUUUUAUAAAGUGCUAUAGUUUUUAAUUUCAAUAUUGAAUCUUCGAAAUUUAUAUCAAAUAAAUCAGUAAAUGGAAGAGGUGGUGUGAUAUUUAUUUCUUCUACAAUACUUAACCCAUAAGAUGAAAAUAUAAUAAUUUCAUAAUCUGAUUUUUAAUUUAACUAAGCACAAAUUGGAGGGGCUAUAUUCUAGUAAGGUAUUUCUCCUUUAUUGGUAACCAAUAGUUUUAAAAAUAAUCAUGGAUUUAUUUUUGGCGAUGAUUCAUUUUCAUAUGCCAACAAAUUAAAUUUAGCAAAUUUUUAAGAGCUUUUAAAAAAAUACAAUGGAACAUUUGAAAGUGGAAAUAUAGUUUUACAAAAUUUUAGAAGUGGUGGAACUCUAGAAGAUCUUUAGUUCAAGUUAAUGAAUGAUUAAAAUGAAGUAAUUUAUCCUCUAAUAGAUAAGGAAUAAGAAAUUUACAAUAUUUAAGUUAAAAUUGAUUAAUUGACAUAAAAUUAUAAUAGUUACUAAAUAAGUGGAGAUUAAAAUGUAUACUAUGAUUAAAAAUUAAGAGUUUUUCGUUUCAAUUAACUCAAACUAGUUGGCACUCCAGUAUCAUCAACUACUCUUCUAUUUUAUUCAAACUAAAUUUACAAUAUCGAUACAUCUACGAAUAAAUAUUAAUAAAACUAUAAUUUUAAAAUCAAAGUAUAUUUCAGAGAAUGUAUUUCAGGAGAAUAAAUUAAAUCAUAUAGCACUUUAAUUGAGUGUGAUAUUUGCUAGAGAGGGUAAUACUCAUUUCAUGUUAAACCAUGCUAAGAUUGUAUUACAGGUUCAAUUUGUUAAGGGGGAGAUAAUAUUGUAACAAUGUAAGGUUAUUGGAGAAAGUCCAUUGAUAGUAGUCUGAUCAUUUUAUGUGAAAACUAAUAAAAAAAUUGUGCUGGUGGUAGUUAUGGAAAUCAAGUUUGCUAUGAGGGACAUGUAGGAGCUCUAUGUGAAGAGUGUGAUCUGUAUGGAAGCUUUUGGGGAAAAUCAUAUUCAAUUUCGAGUAAAUAUUCUUGUGUUGAAUGUGAUAAAGUAAAAUAUAAUUUAUAUGGUUUGCUAAGUUUAACUAUUUGGACAUUGUUUUCGAUGACUGUAUCAAUUUAAUCAAAUAUUUAAAACAUAAAAUAUCAAACAGCAAAAAGUAUUUUACUAAGCGCAUUCUCUAAAGGAAUAAAAACGCAAAGUAACAAAUAUUCAACUUUAGAAACAAUAAAAAGUUAAAAUGAAAAUAAAACAUAGAAGAAAAGCCUCUUAAAUUUGAAAAGUAUAACAAGUUGUAAGAAAAACUAUAAAAGCCAGAUAUAAUAUUAAGAAUCUAAGUAGAGUGUUUUUAUUAAAAUUCUGACUAACUAUUUCUAAAUAGUUAGUUCAAUAACAACAUUUAACUUAGAAGUCCCAAAAGGGAUACAAGUAUUUUCUUUUUCUCUAGGAUAGCCUGUAAAGUAUACUUUGAGUACUUUAGAUUGCUUAUUAAUAUAAUUUGAAACAGAGAUACCUAUUAUAUAUAUGAACUUGAUUUUUUCUCAUAUUACUAUAAUUGCUUAUUUUAUGAUAUUUCUAAUUGGUAUAAUCUUUUAUUAGUUGAUUUAAAAGGAGAGAUAACCUUUUCCUACUUAUAAACUCUCAACAGCAGCUAUGUUUUUAAUAAUAUAUUUGCAACCUGAUUUAAUUUAGUAAAUUAUUUCCUUGAUGUCAUGUAGGACUAUAGGUGAUACAAACUAUAUCUUAUCAAAUGUUGCAUUUGAGUGCUACACAUAAUAGCAUAUUAAAUAUCUCCUGAUUAUUUUGCUACCAUUUUUUAUUCUGUGGAUAUUGGUUUUACCAAUUUUAUUAUUUACGAUAUUAAGAGUAAAUAAAUAAAAAUUAGAUGAUCCUUAAGUUAAGAUUAAAUAUGGAUUCUUGUAUCAUGAAUAUAAGCAAAAGGGCUAUUAUUGGGAGUUUGUAAAAAUGAUUUAGAAAAUAAUCAUAAUUGUAUUAUUAAACUUUUAUUCAUAGCAAAUUUACAUCAAAGGUCUCCUUGUAUAUAUAGUAAUUGCAGCUUAUGGGAUAAUUUCUUAAAAUGUAAAACCAUUUUAAGAAGAAGAAAUUAAUAAAAUAGAUUUAUUAUCUACUAUCAUAUGUGGAUUAACAAUAUUGCUUGGAUUAUUCUCAUAUCAAAAUCCUUUUAGCUACUUUUAUUAUUGCUCAUUAGUAUUAAUAGUUAUUAUUAAUAUAAGUUUUAUCAUUUUCUUGAUAAAUAGGAUUUUAACUUAAUAUAUUUAUUAACUGAAAAAAUUAAUUACUCAAAUUAUUAAUAAGCUAUCUAAAAAAUUAAGUUUUUUAUAAGGAAUAUAGCUUAAUAAAAAAAUAAAUUAAAAAUAAAUUAAUCCAAAUAUAAAAGAUAAAGUAAAGAAAGUAUUUUAAAAUUACUCUAAUAUGAGUGAUGAGUAAAAGAAGUAAAUUUUAAUGGAUAUUCAUCAAUACCAAUUGUGUAAAUAUAAUUUUUUAUUAUUUUAAUUAUAAUUUAUUUUGUAAAAAUAGAAACAAAAUUUUAGUUAUUUACGAAAAAAACUAUAUCUUCUGUAAAAAUGA
This is a messenger RNA of Tetrahymena thermophila SB210, 7377 nucleotides long. Its product is annotated as transmembrane protein, putative. The record is from RefSeq and is a predicted model, not a curated record. The transcript is spliced from 15 exons. Lineage: Eukaryota; Ciliophora; Oligohymenophorea; Hymenostomatida; Tetrahymenidae.